AUGAGUGAAAACCCUAGUGGAAAUAACAACGGCGGUGGAGGCAGCAGCAGUGGAAGCAGUGGCGGUGCUGCUGGUGGAGGAGGUGGACCAUGUGGGGCAUGCAAGUUCUUGAGGAGGAAGUGUGUGGCUGGGUGCAUAUUUGCGCCCUAUUUUGAUUCAGAACAAGGUGCAGCACACUUUGCAGCUGUACAUAAGGUGUUUGGAGCCAGCAAUGUGUCUAAGCUUCUUCUGCACAUUCCGGAAAACAAGCGAGUGGACGCGGUGGUUACGACAUAUUAUGAGGCUCAGGCGAGGCUUAGAGAUCCCGUCCAUGGCUGUGUUGCCCACAUCUUUGCCCUUCAACAACAGGUGGCGAAUUUGCAGGCUGAGCUCACUUACUUACAAGCUCACCUCGCGGCGCUGGAGCUUCCAACACUACUGCCGCAACCACUACUAGUACCACCUGCCACCCUAUCUAUAUUCGACUUGCCAACAGCGCCACCAACUUAUGAUUUAUCAUCACAGUUUGAUCCAAUAAUGACAAUGCUGCCAACGCAAAUUGAUCAUCGUCUAUUUGGUGCCACCAGAGGUCCGCCUGAGAUAUCAUCAUCAGCUAGAGGAGGCGGCGAUCUUCAAGAACUGGCAUGUGAACUACUGUACAGACGGGGGCCUCCAACAGUGUCAUGCUCAGAAGCUUCAUCUUUGCCAGCCCACUCUAAAGGAAACUGA
Fraxinus pennsylvanica is the source of this 708-nucleotide messenger RNA. Lineage: Eukaryota; Viridiplantae; Streptophyta; Magnoliopsida; Lamiales; Oleaceae. The record is from the annotation of a GenBank genome assembly.